AUGCUCCGCCGUCCUCCACGGCAGGCAGUGUCGCGGCGAUUUGAGCCCAGCAGAGCACAGGACGAGGUGCGGCCGUGUUGUGGUGAGGCCCGUGGUGGUGCCUGUGGCGGCCGAGGUCGCUUCGUCUCGCGACUUUUGGGCGUGGUGGAGAGAAGCGAGCGACAGUCGAUCCGCACGAAAACACAGCACACAGCACAAUUGCGACAAUGGAAUCGUGAGAGGAAGAGAGCGAGGUUGGGAGAGAGGGCGACGGGACUAUGGCACUGCUGCAGCUUGGGGCGCUGUCCGGAGCUGCAGCGGGUCCUGCGUCAAUAUGCAGCUGCGAGCUACGUGUCAAAGCGCACUAUGCCGGAACAGCACACACGGCUCUGCCCAGCGCCGCGAGAGCGCGACGGGCCCGCCUGGUGCUGGCUGACGAGGGGUCCUAGGGGCGCAGGGCGUCAUGUCUGCCAGCUGGCACCGGGGCUGGGUGGGAUCGCAGAGCACGAUAGCCGUGGAGGAGGCAUGGCUGGGCGACGGUGGGAGCGACAACACCACGGCGAGAUGCCCCGUGUGGGAGGCGUUCGCGUAGCUGCAGCACCACCUGGACAAGCCUGCUCGGAUUCCAGGGCGCGAACUGCUCGAGCUGGCCCGGGGAUGUGCAGGGCUGCCUGCCACGACACCCCUCGGUGGGGGAGAGACGUCGAGAGCCGCUCUGGUGCGUCGCUCUCACGAACCGUGGGCCUUUCGCCCUCCGUCUCUCCCGACGACCGCUUCAACACCCCGCCGGACCCCACGAUGCUCCCGGCGACAGGGACAUGGCCGGCAGUUCGCUCGGGCGCUGUCGACAUGCGGCACAGGACGACCAGCGACCGCCCGCAGCGGUUCGCAUCGCGCUGCUUUUUCAAUUGGCGGUGUAGCUCUGCUCCCAUUGGCCCAUCUCUUGCAUCUGCAGCUGGGCCAGCCUUGUGA
Molecule: messenger RNA, 951 nt
Organism: Mytilinidion resinicola
Lineage: Eukaryota; Fungi; Ascomycota; Dothideomycetes; Mytilinidiales; Mytilinidiaceae
Exons: 1
Coding region: 1-951 (316 amino acids)
Source: RefSeq, a predicted model, not a curated record